Phaethon lepturus (White-tailed tropicbird) is the source of this 736-nucleotide messenger RNA. Its product is annotated as tyrosine-protein kinase JAK1-like. Gene Ontology annotation, molecular function: cytokine receptor binding; non-membrane spanning protein tyrosine kinase activity. The annotation marks the transcript as partial. The record is from RefSeq and is a predicted model, not a curated record. Gene Ontology annotation, cellular component: cytosol; cytoskeleton. The transcript is spliced from 3 exons. Lineage: Eukaryota; Metazoa; Chordata; Aves; Phaethontiformes; Phaethontidae. Gene Ontology annotation, biological process: cytokine-mediated signaling pathway; cell surface receptor signaling pathway via JAK-STAT; intracellular signal transduction.
UUUAAAUUAUGUAUCUAAUGUAAAUGGAGGAUUUCCCCAAAAGUGUUUAAAGUUUAUUCCCUCUUUUCUUGCAAGAUACUACUUUACAAACUGGCAUGGAACUAGUGAAAAUGAACCCUCGGUGUGGAGGCAUUCGCCAAGGAAGGCAAAGAACUCUUACGAGAAGAAACUGGCACCAGAAGGAACCCCUAUACUUGAUGCAAACUCAUUAGAAUACAUCUUUGCACAGGGUCAGUAUGACUUAGUGAAAGGCCUGGCACCAAUUCGUGAUCCUAAAAAUGAUCAAGAGGUUCAUGAAAUUGAAAACGAGUGUCUGGGGAUGGCUGUCCUUGCAAUCUCUCACUAUGCCAUCAAGAAAAAUGUGAAGCUUCCGGAGCUUCCCAAAGAUAUCAGUUAUAAGCAUUAUAUUCCUGAAACUUUGAACAAGACUAUCAGACAGAGGAAUUUCUUAACCAGGAUUCGGAUAAAUAAUGUUUUCAAGCAUUUCCUUAAGGAGUUUAACAAUAAAACCAUUGGCAACAGUAGUGUGUCUCCACGUGAUCUGAAAGUUAAAUACUUAUCAACAAUGGAGACCUUGACUAAACAUUAUGGAGCGGAAAUUUUUGAGACUUCGUUUUUGCUGAUUUCAUCUGAGAAUGAAAUAAAUAGAUUUAAUUGUGGAGACAAUGAGAUCCUCCCAGUAUAUGAAGUCAUUGUAACAGGAAACAAUGGAAUUCAGUGGAGGCUCAAGCCAAAU